Rotaria socialis is the source of this 2799-nucleotide messenger RNA. The record is from the annotation of a GenBank genome assembly. NCBI's taxonomy places the organism in Eukaryota, Metazoa, Rotifera, Eurotatoria, Philodinida, Philodinidae.
AUGUUUCUUCGAUCAGGUCUAAAAUCACAUAGUUUAUUGCGAGUCGCGUCAUCUUAUCCUUCACGUUCUAAACAUGUAAUCGCUAUUCGUCGUGAAGAUCAAUCACCAUGGGAACGUCGUUCUCCAGUAGCACCGGAACAUGUUCGAAAACUUGUACAAAAUCAUAAAAUAAAAGUUCUUAUUCAACCGUCUAAUCGUCGUGCUUUUCCAAUCUCAUCCUAUGUUCAAGCAGGCGCUAUUGUUCAAGAAGAUUUGAGUGAAGCAUCAGUUAUCAUGGGUGUGAAACAAGUGCCUAUCGAUGCAUUAUUACCAAAUAAAGUUUAUGUCAUGUUUUCACAUACACAUAAGGCGCAAGAAGAUAAUAUGGCAUUAUUAGAUGCAUGUUUAGAAAAAAAUGUAACAUUAGUUGACUAUGAAAAAAUUGUUGAUGAUGAAGGUGUUCGUUUAGUUGCCUUCGGAAAAUAUGCUGGAGUUGUUGGAAUGAUUAAUAUUUUACAUGGACUUGGUUUAAGAUUUCUUGCACUUGGUCAUCAUACACCAUUUAUGCAUAUUGGCCCAGCACAUAAUUAUCGAAAUAAUGAACAAGCUCGAAUGGCUAUUCGAGAUGCUGGCUAUGAAAUUGCUCUUGGUCUCAUGCCGAAAUCUAUUGGGCCGCUGACAGUUGUUUUUACUGGAGCAGGAAAUGUUUCGCAGGGUGCUCAAGAAGUUUUUCGUGAAUUACCAGUUGAAUAUGUCGAUCCAAAAGCUCUUUCACAAGCUGCUAAACAUGGUGCGACUAAUAAAAUUUAUGGAUGCGUUGUUCAACGUGAAGAUCAUUUAAUUAAUAAAGAAACUGGAUUAUAUAACGAGGCAGAAUAUCUUAAAUAUCCUGAUAGAUAUACAUCAACAUUCAAAACACAAAUCGCUCCAUACGCUUCAUGUAUCAUCAAUGGAAUUUAUUGGGAACCAACUCAACCAAAAUUACUUCGUAUUGGUAAUGCAAAUCAACUAUUAACUCCACCACCAGAAUGGACACAAAGUGAUCUAAGAUCUGGUUGUCCAACAUUACCUCAUCGACUUUUAGCUAUUUGCGAUAUAACAGCUGAUAAAUGUGGUAGCAUUGAAAUAGUUCAGCAUACAACAACUAUUGAUCAUCCAUUUCUACUAUACAAUCAUAAAACAAAUACAUCUAUGGAAAGCUUUGACGGCCCUGGUGUAUUAGUUUGUUCGAUUGAUAACAUGCCAACACAAUUACCAUUAGAAGCAACUACUUAUUUUGGUUCAAAAUUACUUCCAUUAAUACCAAAACUACUUGAAGUAGAUGCUACAAAAAAUUUUCAAAUGCAAACAAAUGUACCUCGGGUUAUUCGAGACGCAACUUUGACAGCAAAUGGUCAAUUGACACCAAAAUAUUCUUAUAUAACACAACUUCGAGAACAACGAAGAUCAAAAGCAAUGAAGUUCUCCGUUGAAAAACGUAUACUUGUAUUAGGCGCUGGCUUUGUCAGCGGUCCUGUCGUUGAAUAUUUAACACGUAAUGAACAGAUCAAUGUUACUGUUGUUAGCGCCAUCAAACAAGAAGCUGAUCGACUUGCAGCAACAAAUCCUCGAGUAACACCAGUACUACUUGAUGUAACACGUAGUGAAAGUGAACUUGAUAAACUAGUGAAAGAGCAUGACUGUGUUGUUUCACUAUUACCAUUUGGACUUCAUCCUAAUAUUGCUGCACUAUGUAUAAAACAUCGUCGUCAUAUGGUAACAACAAGUUACGUAUCACCGAAAAUGAAAAGUUUACACGACGAAGCUUUAGCAGCUGGUGUAACUUUAUUAAACGAAGUUGGAUUAGAUCCUGGCAUUGAUCAUAUGCUUGCCAUGGAAUUAUUUGAAAUAAUUCGUGAUGAUGGUGGUCGUAUCGAUUCCUACGUGUCCUAUUGUGGUGGUUUACCAGCGCCAGAAUAUGCUGAUAAUCCUCUACGAUAUAAAUUUAGUUGGUCACCUCGUGGUGUUCUUACAGCAUUACUUAAUCCAGCCAAAUAUUUACUAAAAAGCAAAAUCGUUCAACUUGAAGCUAACGGUGGAGUCAUUGAAAAUGGAUGUACAGCAGCGAAUUUUCUUCCAGGUUUUAAUCUUGAAUGUUAUCCAAAUCGAGAUAGUACAACAUAUAUUGAUUCAUUGCAACUUGAUACCGUACAUACCAUACUUCGAGGAACUCUUAGAUAUAAAGGCUUUUGUCAAAAUGUACUUGGCUUAAUUCGACUUGGUCUACUUAGUGAUAGUCCACAUCCAAGUUUACAAUCGAACGAUAAUCUUACAUGGAAAGAAUUUAUGUGCGAUUUAUUAAGUUUAAAACGGGAUACAUCAACGAAUACACUUCGAUCUGUUAUUCAUCAAAAAUUACAGAAUGAUAAUCAAUUACAAACUAUCGAACAACUCGGCAUUCUCUCAGAAGAUGUUCUUAUUGAAAAACGUUCCAAUCCAUUGGAUACAUUGAGUAAUUGGUUAGCGAAACGUUUAACCUACGGACAAAAUGAGCGUGAUCUGGUUAUUCUUCACCAUCAAGUUGGUGUUACAUGGCCAUCCGUAUCACAAACGGAAAAUGAAUUGAAAACCAUCGAUAUGGUUAUUUAUGGUGAUCAGAAACAUUCGGCUAUGUCAAAAACAGUUGGUUUACCAGCUGCUAUCGCUACUCGAAUGCUUCUUGAAAAUGAAAUUUAUGAGCGUGGUGUCGUUGUGCCAGUUAAGCGUACAAUUUAUAAACCAAUUUUAAAUGAACUUCAACGUGAAGGAAUAACAUGGAGUGAAAAAACAGUUCAAAAAUAA